CAGAGGCGGGUGUGUUAUCAUCAUAAACACUGCAUGCUGUCACACAACAUUCAUCCACUGGAUAUGCUGACGCAUUACCUGGCUUAAGGUCCACUCCAUAGAACUGGCCUAUCGCUGUCAUUGUGUCACCCUUCCAACACAGGAUACAACAAGGAGCCAGAAUGUUCAGCACAAAGAGGUUAAAGAAGAAGUCUCAGUCAGUGGACAUCCCUGAUGAGAGUUAUGCUGGAUCUCUGGUCAAAGACCUGCUGGCGUCGCCGCUUAUAAAGAAUGUGGCGCGAACCACCAUCAGAGAAGAGAAGGAGAUCAACACCACCAACAUCCAGAAAGCUCGCAGUCCUCGACGUGGAGAACUCAAGCGAGGAUAUACCAUCGACACCGGGCAGAAAAAGAGUGCGCUGGAGAGGAAAGAUGUGCGCAGGAUAUCCUUCCAGAGGCCCAAAGGCACCAUGGAGUACGUGGUGGAGUCCCGGGAUACUCUCAACAGCAUUGCGUUGAAGUUUGACACGACUCCGAACGAGCUCGUCCAGCUCAACAAACUCUUCUCCCGCGCUGUGGUCCCCGGAAAGGUGCUGUACGUCCCUGACCCGGAGUAUAUCUCCAGUGCAGAGAGCUCUCCAUCCCUCAGCCCCAUCAGUCCUCUCUCUCCCACCUCUUCUGAGGCCGAUCUAGAGAAGGCCACCACACAUUCAGACCAUGUCCACCGCAGGCACAGCAGCAGCACCGGCCUGGCUCACGGACCCCCGCGGCCCGCCAGAGUGGUGUCUUCCACCUCCGAGGAGGAAGAGGCACUCACUGAGAAGUUCCUGAAAAUGAACUGCAAGUACAUCACUGAUGGCAAGGGAAUAGUGAGCGGUGUGCUGCUGGUCACCCCGAACAACAUCAUGUUUGACCCUCACAAGUCUGACCGGCUGGUGCAGGAGCGAGGCUGUGAGGAAUAUGGCAUCAUGUGUCCGCUGGAGGAGGUUCAGUCUGCAGCCAUGUGCAGAGAGAUCACCGACAUCAGGCUCAGAGAGUUUGUGCCACCAGAUCUAGAGCUGGAGCCUUCAGUAAGCGAGGUGAGCCAUCUCAAGAGGGCUCCACGUCUCAACGCAGCCGAUGCGGCUCACAGAAUCCGUGAGACAGGCAACGACAGUGCCAGCACGGCCCCUCGCAGCACAGAAGCAUCACUAUCUGAAGACGUUUUCACAGAGUCAGAGCUUUCGCCAGUCCGCGAUGAUGCCCUCGCAACAUCUUCAGAUGAACUGCAGCAGAUAAAAUCCUCUGGAGCGUCUUCAGAAUCGGUGCAAACCAUCAACCAGGCCGCCACAGUCACCGAAGAUCAAUCAACGGCUGGUGGAACGGAUGUAAAAGAAGCUGGACCGCUGGAGGGAAGAGGAUGGAGGGAUAGCGGCAUCGAGCAGAGUCUGAACACUACAGAUGUUUUCAAUGAGGAGUCAUGUGAGAAUGUUCUGGAGAAUGUACUGAGAGACCGAUCUGUGGACGAGCCCAAAUCACGCACCACGUCUGAGUCGCUGUGUUCAGACACUGUGGCUGUUGAGGAUGCUGUGAAGGAGACGCAGAAGAGCCUGGAGGAUCAGAGUCUGCAGGCCAGCAGUGAUGUGACGGAGGGUGAGCUGAGGACUGACAGUGACUGCAAAGCAGCUGUUAAGCCUGGAGCUGAAGAGGGACAGAGUGCAGAGGAAGUUGUGCCGGGACUCAGAGGCAAGCAGAAGUCCAAGUUACACAAGUUCCUGUGUCUGCGGGUUGGCAGGGCCAUGCGGAAGACCUUUGUGUCCCACGCCAGCGCCUCUAUGCAGCAGUAUGCUCAAAGAGACCGGAAACACGAGUACUGGUUCGCUGUUCCUUCUGAGAGGUCAGAUCACCUGUAUGGAUUCUUUGUCCAGUGGACCCCUGAUGUGUAUGGAGAGGGGUUUGGGGGACUGACCCGUGAGCCUGGAUUUGUAGUGGUUAAAAAGAACCAGGACGCUGAAAGCGGAGAACAAGACAAACCAGUGCCUGACAUCACAUUCAAGGACUGGGAGGUAGUUUCUGUGGCCGAGUACUACCGGCGGAUAGAUGCGCUAAACAGCGAGGACCUGCGCUCGCUCUGCAAACGUCUUCAGAUUACAACCAAGGAAGAAGUGAACUCCAAACUGAUGGUGAAGAGCGACCCCGAGCCUGAAACAUUCAGACCCAAUCUCACCGAGCCCAGUGUCCUGCUGCAGCCCGAGCACAUCGAGAAGCUGGCCAAGCAUCUGCCCCCCAGGACCAUCGGCUACCCCUGGUCCCUGGCAUUCAGCACAUCCAAACACGGCAUGAGCAUGAAGAGCCUGUACCGCGCCAUGCAGAGCCAGGACUCUCCGGUGCUCAUGGUCAUCAAGGACAGCGAUGGACAGCUGUUUGGAGCCCUCGCUUCACAACCAUUCAAAGUCAGCGACGGCUUCUAUGGCACAGGAGAGACGUUUGUUUUUACCUUCUAUCCAGAGUUUGAGGUCUUCAAAUGGACUGGUGAUAACAUGUUCUUCAUUAAAGGAGAUAUGGAUUCCUUAGCUGUUGGUGGCGGAGGUGGUGAAUUUGGCCUGUGGUUGGACGGCGAUCUCUAUCACGGCAGAACUCACUCAUGUAAGACCUUCGGAAACCCAAUGCUCUCCAAAACAGAGGACUUCUUUGUGCAGGACAUCGAAAUAUGGGCUUUUGAAUAACACACACCUCAUGGGACCCAGUGUAAGAUAAACUGGGGGCACACUACUAAACCCCCCAUAACUGAUUGUACACACUCCACUUGGCUCCUAAGAAGCCCUGAUACACAAAACGCACAGCAGUGUACAUUUGCACUUCAUUUCUGGACGUGGUCAGCAUGGGCGGGCGAUCUUGACCAAAAACGAAAGGUUCAUUUGUGAAUUAAGAACAAGUUUUUAACCCAUUUGCAGCCUGAGGUCUUCAAGUCUUGAGGAUAAGGAAGUGCGCGAAUGGUUUUCCAGAAUGUUUCCAAAAUAAAUGCAGCUCCAGAGUUUUCGGAGAGCAAAACGUUGGGAUUUCUUGAUCAGCUGUAGCGUUGCGUCUGUUUUUAAGCACUUUAAGUAUCUAACCUCAAAAUCCCUGUUAUUAAAACGUCCAAUCAGUGCGCUAACACAGGCUCUAUAUAAUCAAAAGCCACAACUUUUAAUGUAAUUCUCAGUACCGUGUUGCUGUAUUAAAAAAAAUAACGUGGCGUAACAUGCGAAAUUAACGUGUGGUGCUCUUUAAUUUCAAUAUGCUUUCCCGUAAGUCCUUCGUUUUGUCUGGGAGUGCAGUAGUUACGCCUGGAGAUAUGUAUAAAAAGCCAUUUUGGAUGGAAUAAAUAUAUAUAUACAUAUAUAAAUACAUAUAGCAAUUAUAUAUUUAUACCUUUAUUAGUGUACCGUGUACAUAACUACUUCCCCGUAUUGCUGUUAAGUGUGACAGUGGUAUGGUGCGCGCUACUGUCCUUGACUUACAUUUUUCCUUGUAAAUUUGUUCCAAUAAAUACAAUUUCUAUAUGCACAUGACGACAUAAAUGCUAAUCUAAAGUGAACAGGGAGUAACCGAUCCUUUGAGAUUGGUUUUUCAUGUCAACUGUAGCCUAGUAGCCGUAUAUAAGGUGACCCGGGCUGAUGAAAUGGCAAGUCUCCGGGGUUUACGGAUGUCUGAUAUCAGCGAUGAGGAGGAGGAACACGAGGCACGGCGACACAAGUUCUUGAAGAAAAUCAGUGGCUGUUUUAGCAGUAUUCUGACUUGAAGUUGAAGCCGAGAGAGAUGCCAGCUGAAAGCGUGCCCAAACAUUUGACCCGACUGUGUGCGUCUGUUGUCGGAGCAGGUGUCGUGUGGGGAAGGUCUGAUGUUCUCCGCAUGAUGUGAGAUCUUGGAGCUCAAGGACUCGGACGUCCCUCUGGGUCCACCUGCACAUUCCUGGUCUUCCAGUAUUCGAUGGAAGCUCCAAGAAAUGUUAUUAGUUCCCUUGAAGGUUCAUAACAGAUCAUGUAUCCAUGUAUUUAUCACAAUAAAGUCUAUGUAAGAAUGGUG
Molecule: messenger RNA, 4023 nt
Organism: Danio aesculapii
Lineage: Eukaryota; Metazoa; Chordata; Actinopteri; Cypriniformes; Danionidae
Gene: oxr1b
Product: oxidation resistance 1b
Exons: 17
Coding region: 162-2684 (840 amino acids)
Biological process (GO): response to oxidative stress
Cellular component (GO): nucleus
Source: RefSeq, a predicted model, not a curated record